GUUUAAUUUUAUUCUCCAUACAAUGAGUUAUACGUAGUGUAUACAAUAUACUGUAAGAUUGAGACCAAACCUCCAUCGGUUGCUAUAUUCUCAAGCCACCAGCAACGACCUUAGUCCUAGUAUAUAUCACUUUAAAAUAAUAUUAAUAUUAAUAUUACAAGUAAUAGCUAUGGGAUAUGCAACAUACCACCAAAGCCCAAAUAAAAGAUGGAAAAAGACCAAAAGAACCACGAGAAUCAAUCUCAUUCCACGGGAUAUUAUAGUCGGUAUUUUGGCCAGAGUUGCUGCUCAUUCUCUACCGGAUUUACUUCAUGCCAAACUCAGCUGCCAUGAGUGGAAUGAAUUGGGGGAUGACGUGGACGUGUAUAAACAAGCAUCUCUAGCUGACUUCCCAGUUAUUUUGGGUUGGAAGCCAGAAAGUGCUGAAAAGAAAAGAAAAGUGGCUUCCUUUUUGAACAAGUGUAUGGAUGCCCAGAAUCUAGAAGUUUUGUUCAGGACAGGAGUGGUAUAUAUCAAUAUCUUUUAUCUUAUACGUAUAAUACCAAAUCAAUACAUAAAAUUCUUCACUAAGUCAACUAAUAUUUAAUUAAUCGCAGGUCGGUUAUUUUAGCGGACGAGAACAAGAAUACGCAUUGAAGUGUUUGAGGAAGGCAGGGAAUGCGGGACAUGUGGGAGCAGUAUAUGCAAUCUCCAUAAUUUCCAUGCUAUUCAUGGGAGGUGAACACAAGGAGAAAGGAAUGGAGGUGUUGAGUGCCAUGAAGAAGUCGGAUGAAUUGCGAGUGAAAGUUGGAGAAGCUCGUCGGGAACUAAUAUCGAUCUUGAAAGAGAUUUGGAUUGGGAGUUUUGUGGUUCAUAGGCAAAAACCAGUUUUUUGCACCAGAAGAGAUCAUUCUUGUAUGAAGACGGGCUGGGAUGCGGGCGAAGAGAACUUGAGCAUUGAUUGCACUUAUUGUAAAUGUGAUUUUGAAAUUUCUGUCAUAGAUAGUGUUCUUCCAUCUCCAUUAAAUAAUAAUGUGGUUUAACCAGCACAUAAUUAUGACCGAAUUCUACUAUCCUCUAUCUUUGUAACAUUCCAUUUUUUACAUGCAAUUUGCUUGUGCACAAUUUUU
Molecule: messenger RNA, 1109 nt
Organism: Cuscuta epithymum
Lineage: Eukaryota; Viridiplantae; Streptophyta; Magnoliopsida; Solanales; Convolvulaceae
Source: the annotation of a GenBank genome assembly